CACCUUUUUCAUUCCUGUCUUCAAUUCACGUUUCUUUAUCAUUCAACAUUUCAAGUCUACAGUAACUCAAAAGACUUUUCUUUCUUUCUUUCUUAUAAUUACUUUUACAAUUUAAAAACAGCCUUAAAAAAGCAAAUCAAACAAUAAUGGUACACCCACUUUCAGAGAUGGAUCUCAAAUACAAGCAACAACAAGAGCAAGAGCAACAGCAACAGUUGCUUCAGCCGCCACAGCCACAGCCACAGCCACAAGACUUUAACAGAGCAGGCUCAAUACAAACAUCCAUGCCAGGAUCCUUCCCUUCUCAUCCUGUCGUUUGCUCUAAUGAAGUUUCAACAACGUCUUCAGGCACGGUCCGGCGUCCGUGCCAUUCCCUUUCCUCUUCUUCAUCUUGGUCAUCUUGUUCAUCUGCAUCCUCUGCGUCCCGUGCUGCGUACAAGGCGCUGAAGAAGAGUAUCAAAGCUGAAGCCAGAGCUGUCAAGAAUGAAGCUCGCGCACUCAAGAAGGAAUCUAAAUAUCAAUCCAAGGAAGCUAAACGUGAAGCCAAAAUCCAGGCUAAGUUACUUGACAAGGAGACUCAUCAACAGACCAAAGAAGCUUUGAAACUUGCAAAGAAGGAGAUCCACCAGCAGACCAAAGACGCUUUGAAAGUUGCAAAGAAGUCAUGGAAAGCCUAUAAAAAAGAAUAUAUGGAGAGUUGUCACAAGAACAAUAGUGACAGCAAUAAUCGCAACAACAGUAAUAAUUACAACUCUAGCGACUAUGGAAGACGUCGGUGCAACUAUAAUUACAGUUAUAGCUAUGGUCACGGUCACGGUCAAGGUCGUCAGGAUUACUGCAGACGUCGACAGUACUCUACACCAACAACUCCCUUCAGCCUCGCUCGCAUUGGUUCACAGAUAGUUUCCAAAGCUGUAGAACGAAGCAUAAACAUUAUUGAAGGAGCGAACUCAAACCAUCAUCGCAACUCUCAGCAAUAUCCUCAUCGUCAUGAACUCUCUUCGCCACAGGUAGUGAUUGUCUCGCCGCCACCAUUGACUAGUGCGGCUCAGGUGCAAAUACAAGCUCCAGUGACCACUCCUGCAGCUAUUACAAAUAGUACACUAUCCUCAUUUUACAACAAGCCGAUCGCUCCUCAGGAUCCCCUCAUUUGUGCCAUGGCAAAUCUAUCUGUUCACCAUCCUACUCCUUCUGUGCCAUGUUACCCUCCUUCCUCAUCGCCAUCGUCUGCAUUACGAUCCUCAUCCACAACAACAGCAGCAAUGAUGACAAGUCCUAUGAGACUGCCUUCAUCAUCAUCACCUACUGCACCUAUCGUCCCUAUGGCGACCCCACGGCCUGACCUUGAAGCAUUCCAAAGCCAAGAUGACGAUUUAGAAGACAGAUCCAUUCCUCCACCUCCAUACGAAGCCUCUAUUGCAGCUGCAAGGCGUUGAAGGGGAUAUACAUAGUUGCUUUUAUCUGCCUAAUUCUCUACAUGUAUAUUUCUCAAAAACGUAUAAUAUUUAUGAUUUAACGUGUGUAUUUGAAAAUAAUAAAAAACAAGUUAUUA
Lobosporangium transversale is the source of this 1552-nucleotide messenger RNA. RefSeq lists its product as hypothetical. The transcript has a single exon. Bases 147 to 1436 code for a protein of 429 amino acids. The record is from RefSeq and is a predicted model, not a curated record. NCBI's taxonomy places the organism in Eukaryota, Fungi, Mortierellomycota, Mortierellomycetes, Mortierellales, Mortierellaceae.